AGAAAACCCACGGGCUGGAAGCCUGUAACAUUAAACAAGGCCAAAAGGAAUAAAAAAAAAAAAAAAUCACCUUUCCGCUGCAAAUCACAAAGACCCAAAUGUUGAAAAAGAAGAUACAAACAGAUGGGUUCUCGUUUUAGGCUUAAAGCCGAUUACUUUGACUACGUUUUGGAUAAAGAUUUGGGAUUUGUUGGUUACUUGCAAUUCUGCAAGUGGAAAAAAGAAAAGAGAUGUUAUGGACCAAAAAGAUAGCAAGGGGUGAAGGGCAGAAUGAGAUUAUGAGAAGAUGGGAAGAAUUGCAUUAAUGGUGAGUUGGUCCCGCAUUUUUAUCACAACGUUUUUAUACCAUCUCCCUGCAACGCUGUCUCUGUACAGCUACUGAGUCAAGUCAUGAAGAUAAGUCUUGCACAGAACCACUAUUGUCAUCACUCUCAGCCGUUGGAUCUGUAAAACAAAAUUCCCUUUUCUUA
This is a messenger RNA of Rubroshorea leprosula, 470 nucleotides long. Lineage: Eukaryota; Viridiplantae; Streptophyta; Magnoliopsida; Malvales; Dipterocarpaceae. The record is from the annotation of a GenBank genome assembly.